Molecule: messenger RNA, 1461 nt
Organism: Penicilliopsis zonata CBS 506.65
Lineage: Eukaryota; Fungi; Ascomycota; Eurotiomycetes; Eurotiales; Aspergillaceae
Exons: 5
Coding region: 1-1461 (486 amino acids)
Molecular function (GO): glutamine synthetase activity
Source: RefSeq, a predicted model, not a curated record
AUGUCCAUCGAGCCGGACAUCACCCUCGACAAUGUCGCCCAGAUCCUCCAGCACGACACCAAGGUGAAGCUGGCGGGCGUCGACGUCGACGGCAUCCUGCGCGGCAAGCUGGUCUCGAAGAGCAAGUUCCUGUCGAUUGUGGCCGACGGGUUCGGCUUCUGUUCGGUGGUCUUUGGCUGGGACAUGCACGACCGGACGUAUUUCAAAGAGCUGGCCAUCAGCAAUAAGGAGAACGGGUAUCGCGACCUUGUCGCCAUUCCGGACCUGCGCAGCUUCCGUCGGAUCCCCUGGGAAAAUAACGUGCCCUUUUUUCUUGUCAGCUUCUUCGAUCCGGAUACGAGGGAACCGGUAUGUGCUUGUCCCCGUGGGCUACUCAAGACGGCGUCGGGGAGGGUAGAGGCGGCUGGUUAUCGGGCUAUGGCGGGGGCCGAGUAUGAGUUCUAUCAAUUUCGCGCCCCGGGAAACAAUUCUACCCCAGAACGCAACGCGUCGGCUACGGCGGCCUUUCUCAAGGAGAACCCCGUCGAGGCGCUCCCCCCGUUGACCGAGGGUAUGUUUGGAUACAGUAUCACCCGGCCGAUCCAUAACCAGGAGUACUAUUAUGGUAUUUUUGAUGCCUGUGAGGAGUUCAGAUGCGGGAUUGAGGGGUGGCAUACCGAGAGCGGGCCUGGUGUGUUUGAGGCGGCGCUUCAAUAUAGCGAAGCCAAAGAUAUGGCCGACAAGGCUGGACUUUUUAAAUACGUCGUCAAAGCGAUGGGUACGAAACACGGCAUCACCCCCGCGUUCAUGGCGAAGCCGCGCGAGGGCCUCCCCGGAAACAGUGGACAUAUGCACAUCUCGCUCGUGACGGAAGACGGGAAGAACGCCUUCUUCCGCGAGACCGCGGACCCGUCGCCGCCCUAUCCGGAUGUCGCCAAUCUGUCUGACCUGGGGCGACAUUUCCUUGCCGGUCUGCUGGAAGGAUUGCCGGACAUCAUGCCCCUGUUAGCUCCCACGGUGAACUCGUACAAGCGGCUGGUCGAGAACUUCUGGGCCCCCGUGACGGUCUCGUGGGGACUAGAGCACCGCGCAGCCUCGAUCCGGCUCAUCACCCCGCCGACCGCCAGCCCCAAGGCGACACGGUUCGAGGUGCGCGUGCCCGGCGCUGACGCCAACCCGCACUUUGUCCUGGCCGCGAUCCUCGCGCUGGGCUGGCGCGGGGUGGAAAAGAAACUCGAGAUCCCCGUGCCGCCGCUGUCGAGAGGCCAGGAAAUGGGAGACGACGAGGGAGACCAAGGCAUCCGGCUCGCCAAGUCCCUGCGUGAAGCCACCGCGACCUUUAUGCGUCACGACAGCAUCGCCCGCGAGGUGUUUGGCGAUGCCUUUGUGGACCAUUUCGGGGGCACGCGCGAGCAUGAAGUACGCCUGUGGGAGGAGGCCGUGACAGACUGGGAGGUACGACGCUACAUCGAGACUGUCUAG